AUGAGACUAGUGUUGAUUUAUGCCUUCUAUCGUGGAGGGUUGAUACGUCAGGAUUUUGAAAAAUUGAUUCGAUUCAUUGGGGUUAACGAUAAGUAUAUCACUGGAUUGGUUGAAAAGUGCUUUAAUAAUGUCGAAAAAUUAGGAUUCCAGGUGUUUAAACAACAAGUCAAGGAUAAACCUUUCCAUAAGGAAAUGUACCAUGUAAUUAAUAAUGAAGGUACUUAUAACACAUCAAGAUACACUCCGGGGGUUAAAAGGAUCAUGCAGAAUGCAGGUAAAUAUUCAUUGGACAGAGAUUGGUUCCCUUAUUUCAGAGAUCAACCAUUAGAUGAAGAUUUACCUACUACCAAUACUCGUAUGGCAUCAACUGGGGACAUUAAGGAUACACAAUCAAGCGGAUCAUUGAGGAAUACAAGAAUAAAGGCCUCUUGGGCUUCGGCAUCAUCCAGAAACACGAUGACACUAGCAUCUGCAGCUAAAUCCAAACAACGUGUCUUUUGUUAUGUUGCUGGAGGGAUGACAUAUAGUGAGAUGAGAUCUAUUUAUGAAUUGACCUCUAGCAUGAAUAAAGAAUUCUACAUCGGAUCUGAAUGUAUUUUAAAACCAAGAGAUUUCUUAAUUGGAUUACAAAGUAUUGAUAAAAGUAAAAACCCUGCCAAUUUGAAUUUGAAUAUUACCAAAGAAUUAGAAAAAUCUAAUGAUCCUCCAAUGCAUGUAUUCCAAGAUGGUAUGCCAAAACCAAGUGUUGCCUCUGCAGCGGCACCAGGAGGAAUAGGAUCAAACCAACCGCAAAAUCAAUUUAAUCAACAAAUCCAACAACAACAACAAAUGUAUCUGAAUGCUCAUCAAACUAAUGGGAGUCAUCAUAAUGGAGGAGGUAAUGUCCCAUCUCAUUAUCAAAAGAGACAAAGUAAAGCAUAUAGUGAAAACAGUAUGCAAUCUACACCAUCUUCUGAAACAAAGGAGAAAAAGAAGAGUAAACUCAAAAGAUUAUUCAAAAGUUAA
Molecule: messenger RNA, 1005 nt
Organism: Candida tropicalis MYA-3404
Lineage: Eukaryota; Fungi; Ascomycota; Pichiomycetes; Serinales; Debaryomycetaceae
Exons: 1
Coding region: 1-1005 (334 amino acids)
Biological process (GO): intracellular protein transport; vesicle-mediated transport
Cellular component (GO): plasma membrane; secretory granule
Molecular function (GO): syntaxin binding
Source: RefSeq, a predicted model, not a curated record